AUGGAUUGGCUGGGAUGUUAUGAUAGGGCGAGGUUGUACAAUAUUUGUACGGACUUGUCGGAUCAUUCGGCUCUUUUUCUGGAUAUUUAUGGAUCGGUGCAUGCUACUAGGCCACGUAGUUUUCGCUUUGAGAAUGCGUGGUUGUUGGAUGAGGGGUGUAGGGGAGUGGUGGAGCAGGAGUGGGCCAGUUCACAGGGUUUGGAUAUGCAGGCUAGGCUUGUUCAGUGUGGUAAGGGCUUGAAAGCUUGGGGUGGGGAUUGGCACCACAAGUUUGGUAAGCGGAUUGGUGUGUUACGGAAGGAGAUGGACAAGAUGCGAGGUAGUCGCGAUCCUGCAUCGUUGGCUCGGUUUGCACAGCUAGACAGUUGCCUAAAUUUAGCCCUAUCUCAGGAGGAGGCUUUUUGGAAGCAGCGUGCUAAGCAGCACUGGCUGCGUGGGCAGAUCGAGGGUCAGGCUUUGGAUUCUCUGGUUACUUCGUAUUAUAAGCAGAUCUUUGCUUCAGGAGGUUCCCCAGGGACUUUCAGGGUGGAUUCUAUUCAGACACGUGUGACUGAAGCUCAGAAUGCUCAUCUAUUGCGCCCCUUUGAGCCGGAGGAGGUGCGGGCUGCUUUAUUUUCUAUGGGCAAAGAUAAAUCCCCUGGUCCGGAUGGCAUGAAUCCUGGUUUCUACCAAGCCUUCUGGGAUGUUAUCGGUAAGGAUAUCACUUCUUUUGUGCUUAAUUGCCUAUCCCAGUCAUCUUUCCCUGAUUGCUUGAAUGAUGCAAACAUUGUCUUGAUCCCUAAAAAAUGUGUUCCUGAGCAUGUUUCUGAUUUACGCCCGAUCGCUUUGUGCAAUGUUAUAUAUAAGAUUAUGGCUAAGAUGUUAGCGAAUCGUAUGAAACCCCUGCUAGAGAGUAUAAUAUCAGAUUCACAAAGUGCGUUCCUUCCGGGUAGGUUGAUCUCGGACAAUAUUCUGAUUGUUUCUGAGGUUGGCCAUUACUUGAGGAGGAAGCAGUUAGGCCAGGUAGGGUGGGCCGCGCUAAAACUUGAUAUGGCAAAGGCAUAUGAUAGGAUGGAGUGGUCUUUUGUGAAUGAUAUUGUGGGUCUGGGUUUUGAUGCUAAAUGGAUACAGUUGAUUAUGUUGAGUAUUCAAACCAUACGGUAUAGGGACUCCCAAACAAAAGGUCUUAUUCAUGGAUGUAGGGUGGCCCGGGGGGCACCACCGAUCUCACAUUUGUUUUUUGCAGAUGACAGCUUGCUCUUCUUUAAAGUUAAUCUGCAGGAAGCAUUGGAAGUUAAAAGAUGUUUGAGUGUUUAUGAGUCUUUUUCUGGCCAAGCGGUGAAUUUCCACAAAUCAAGCAUUUCAUUCAGCCGAAAUACACAUGAGGAGAUGCGGGAACUUGUUUCAGGGGUUUUGACGGUUUCUCAGGCGGAGGAUUUUGGGAAGUACCUAGGGUUGCCUUCCGUUGUUGGCAGAAAUAGGAGGGCGGUUUUUGCUUACAUUGAGCAAAAGCUGAGACAGAGGUUUGGCUCGUGGAAUAAGAGGCUACUAACUAAGGCAAGUAAGGAAGUUCUUUUGAAGAGUGUUGCACAUGCUAUGCCAACUUAUACUAUGAGUAUUUAUCUGCUUCCAAUCACUUUAUGUGUUUCUUUAGAGAGAUUGAUGAACAGGUACUGGUGGGGGAAGGGUGGUAAUGACAGUAGCAUACAUUGGUUGGCCUGGGACAGGAUGUGUAAAUCGAAGAAGUAUGGUGGAAUGGGCUUUAAACGUUUACAUGAGUUUAAUCUAGCCCUAUUGGCUAAGCAAGGGUGGCGGCUCCUUACAAAUCCCACAUCUUUAAUGGCGCGUGUUUUUAAGGCAAGGUACUUCCCGACUACUUCUUUUUAUGAGGCUGUUAUGGGUGGUAACCCAAGCUAUGUUUGGAGAAGCAUUAUGGCCAGCCAAGAUUUGUUAAAGUCUGGAUGCAGGCGCAGAAUUGGAAAUGGUACGUCUACGCAGGUUUGGACGACUCCUUGGCUUCCGGAUCGCCAGAAUCCUUAUGUUGAAAAUGAUCAAGUACAUAACGGCCACCCAAUGUUAGUUUCGGAUUUGAUUGAUGCCCACACGGGUAGCUGGAAUCAUGAUUUUUUGCACCAGAAUUUUAAUUCAUGGGAUACAGGGCUGAUUUUGAAAUUGCCUGUGAGUAUGGAUUAUGAGGAUAUAUGGUAUUGGGAAGGGGAUAUAAGGGGAUGUUAUUCGGUUAAAGAUGGUUAUAGAAGGUUGGGAUUCUUGAAUUCGAACCCUUCACCUGUAUGGAAUAAUGUUUGGAAGCUGCAGGUUCCCCCCAAAUGGAAGGUGUUCCUAUGGAGAGCCCUUUUGAAUAUAUUGCCCUCUCUUGAUAAUUUGAUAAAUAGGAGGGUCGAUAUAAUUAAUAUUUGUCCGUCUUGUGGCUUAGUUGAGGAGUGUGUUAUGCAUAUAUUUUGCUCGUGCCCAUAUGCUAUUAAUGUUUGGCAACUUUCUCAGAUUCAAAUUCCCCUUUUUGCCAACAUGAAUUUUUUACAGUGGACGGAGGAAUGGCUUGGCGGUGCAACAGGAUAUACACGUGAGCUACAAGGUAGAAUUUGUGGCAUUCUCCAUAGCAUUUGGGCUGCUAGGAACUCGGCAGUAUGGGAGUAUGUCUUGCCAUUGCCGAUUUCGCUUAUGAGGCGACACUUGGCACAAUGGUCUUCGUGGAUGGAUAGUCAGCAGAGCCAUGUUGGCGAUUACAGCAACCGAACCGUUUCAACACAUGCACAAAUUGUUACCACGGCGCCCUUGUUCCAUUGUUAUAUUGACGCCGGUUUUCACAGCCCCCAACAUACCGCGGCUUUUGAUUUUGUAGUCUUGGAUGGCGAUUCCUCCUUUGUGGCAGCGGCUAAUGGACCCUUGCCGUGUCCGUAUGAUCCCCUCUUAGCGGAAGCUAUGGCAAUGUGUGAAGCCCUCUCCUGGUUGAAGGAUAACGGGUACUCAGGUGGCAGAAUCUACACUGACUCAGCAGUUUUGGUUUCAAGUCUUAGUCAUGCUAGUUUGUUUCGUAACUAUUUUAGUUUCAUUCUUUUAUCUUGUAAUCGGCUAUUUAAUGCUUUACCCGGAUCUCAAGUUUUAUUUGUUAAUAGGGAGGCCAAUCAUGUGGCGCACUCCUUAUCUAAGCAUGUAUCUGCUAUAGCAUGA
Molecule: messenger RNA, 3168 nt
Organism: Ipomoea nil (Japanese morning glory)
Lineage: Eukaryota; Viridiplantae; Streptophyta; Magnoliopsida; Solanales; Convolvulaceae
Exons: 3
Coding region: 1-3168 (1055 amino acids)
Molecular function (GO): nucleic acid binding; RNA-DNA hybrid ribonuclease activity
Source: RefSeq, a predicted model, not a curated record